AUGAAUUGUAAGAAGAGUUCGAAAGGGCUGUUGCAGCCUUCUCUGUAUGUUAAGGUGCAGCCAGUGGACAAUGACAGACAAGAGUCCGGGUUCGAGAUGGUGAAUGAUGAGAUUGAAUAUGAAUCUGACAUUGCUUCUUAUACUGAUGAUAAUUCCUCGCAUUCCUCCUCAACUUUUGCUUCUUCGAUCUUCGAGGCUGCCUGGGCUUCUUCGCCAUCUCAGAUUGAGAAGGUUCUCUUCCUUGUACUUGAUGUUUUUGGUGUUAAAAUGCAGAAUGACUUUCAUGGAGAAAUAGCUGUUGGCAAAAGCAAGAGUGAAGAAAAUACUCAGCAACCCAAAGAGAAGUACAUUGACAGAUUAAUAUCCAAAAUUACAUCUUCACAAAUGCCUAUUCAGGGAGGAAAAGAAUUUGAACCAACAAACUCAGGAUACUCCCAAGACUUUCAAGGGAGUAAAGUUAAACAAAGUGAAGCUAUAGAUGCAAGUGAUACACACUUGGGAAGCAAAGAACUGCUCCUUGAGGAUACAAGGCAGUAUUCUCAGAAUAAGGUAAUUGGCAAUGGUAUGAGAAGACAAGGUACAAUGAACUCCAUGAAAAAUGCUAUUGGAGCGCAGAUGAACAAGGAUAGAUUAAAGUCAGUGAGGUCUGUCCAAAUAAGGGGUUCUGCCACUCUAAGUGAACUUUUUAGUGACAGUAAGAUAAUGAAGGAAGUAAGAAACGAUGUGGCGGUAGAUGCUAGUGCAUAUGCUAGAAAUGCAGCAAGAAUUGAGAAGAAAGAAAUGAAAUCUGAAUUGCACCCAAGUAUUGCAUCAAUAGAAAAAGGAGUUCCAGAUGCUGAGUUGUCCAAUGGGAAACCUGAGUGGGAGUCUAAAAUUAAGAUGCUUGAAGAGGAACUGAAGGAAGCUGCAGCCAUUGAGAUUGGCCUUUAUUCUGUAGUUGCAGAACAUGGAAGUUAUGUAAACAAGCUUCAUACCCCAGCUCGCCGUAUUGCUAGAUUCUAUCUCCAUGCAUGGAGAGAAGGAUCCAAAGCUAAACAGGCAAGUGCUGCCAGGGCAGCUGUCUCUGGGUUGGCUUUGGUUUCUAGAGCAUGUGGCAAUGAUGUUCCAAGGUUGACCUUCUGGUUGUCAAACUGUAUUGUGUUGAGAGCAAUUAUCAGUCAAGCUACAGGAAAUGAUGGAAGCAAUGGUGGUUCUACAUGGGAUAAAAAGUAUAAGCAGAGAAUGGUGAAGCCUUCUGCAACUGAGGGAAUGAAGAAUAAUUUAAUUAAAAACACUGAUGACUGGGAAGACAUAGACUCAUUCAUCAAAGCAUUGGAAAAAGUUGAAGCCUGGAUCUUCUCCAAAGUUAUCAAAUCUGUGUGGUGGCAGGUUGAUCACUCUAGUCGUCAGUGUCUGACUCCACACAUGCAAACAGCUGUUGUGAAAGCUAAUAGGACUAGGGGUUCAACAGUCAAGAGAACAUAUGGGAGUAAACAUGCUUUGGCUGAUCAAGAACAGGGUAAUAAUUCUAUAAAAAUUUGGAGGAAGGCUUUUAAGGAUGCCUGUGAAAGGAUUUGCCCAAUCCGAGCAGGAGGACACAACUGUGGUUGCUUGCCUAUGCUGUCUAAACUAGCAAUGAAACACUUGGUAAAUAGGCUGGACGUGGCAAUGUUCAAUGCCAUCCUUCGAAGAUCUGCUGAAGACAUGCCUACCGAUCCCGCAUUUGAUCCCAUCAGUGAUCCUAAUAUACUUCCAAUUUCCAUUGGCCAAUCAAGCUUCAGGGCUGGGGCACAGUUAAAAAAUGCUGUUGGAAACUGGUCCAGAUGGCUUACUGAUCUCAUUGGCAUUGAGGAUGAUGAUCCAUCUGCUGAUAAUAAUGUUAUUGGGGAUUCGUUCAGGGCUUUCGGCCUUCUGAAUGCUCUGAGCAACCUCAUGAUGCUUCCAUUUGAGAUGCUUGUCGAUGAAACCUCAAGAAACGAAUUCUGCCCAAUAUUCGGUCCAGCACUGAUAAAGCGGGUUCUCAGCAGUUUUGUUCCUGAUGAGUUCCGCCCUGAACCAAUCCCCAAGACCGUCUUUCAGGCUUUAGAUUUUGAGGACAACAUGGAUGCUGCUUCUGGAGAACGUAUCACUACGUUUCCUUGCACUGCAAUAUCAACCUCAUACACUCCCCCUCCAACAGCCUCUCUUACCAGUUUCUUGGAGAAGAUAGGGAACCAAGCUCCAAAGAGGAGUGGAUUAUCAUCACUCAAAAAGUCAUAUACCAGUGAUGUUGAGCUUGAUGAGUUGGACUCCCCAUUGACAUCAAUUCUUGCUGACUGCUUUAAGGAUUCUCCAAAUUUAAUGAAACCUGGUCGGACUAAUGCUGUCAGGUAUCAACUUCUCCGGGAAGUGUGGAGAGAUGCUCCAUAA
This is a messenger RNA of Ipomoea triloba (trilobed morning glory), 2388 nucleotides long. RefSeq lists its product as uncharacterized. Gene Ontology annotation, cellular component: nuclear pore. The transcript is spliced from 8 exons. The record is from RefSeq and is a predicted model, not a curated record. Bases 1 to 2388 code for a protein of 795 amino acids. Lineage: Eukaryota; Viridiplantae; Streptophyta; Magnoliopsida; Solanales; Convolvulaceae.